AUGGGGCCCUUCCCUCACAUUGUGGCUGUGCUGAUAGGGGGGACGCUGCUCGCCGCCGACUGUGCAGCCGCGAGUGAGGAGAAAAAAAGUUCAGUGCAGAGCGAUUCGGCGCCGCUGCAGGAAGCGGAAAUGAAUGUCGAGUCGUAUGUUCAAGAUCAUCCAGCAUCUCUUUCAAGCAGUCCAUUAAGCCUCCAGGACAGAUCGCGAACCGCUAACGAUGAUAGCAUUAUUGUGCAAACGGUGAUGUCGACGAGCCAGGAAGAAACAAGGAAUCUGGGGAAAAAGAAAAACCUCUUCAGGAAGGACCCGGAACCUGUUCACCUGGUGCCCAUCUAUUCUUCCAUACUGGGCGACAAGUACAUAUCGCCAUAUGAGCCUCCAAUUCCUGUGCAACUUCCAUUCACAGGCAUUGUGGUGCCAGACAUCGCAGACCUAACCCCAAAAGGCACGCGUCCUGCGUCUGUAUUUCCUCGUUCCAAAUCUGCACCUCACCACAAAGCGCGACGGCUGCAGCUCAAACUCCGACCGAGACGAAAGGACCCGUGGGACAUGGGCGUGCCGCAACCAAGCGGAGGCCAGUAUUCCAGACGUUAUUAUGACUACGAAGAGAAUAAAUACAAACCAAACUUGUGGGUUUCGCAAGCCAGGAAACUCAAAGAAAGCGACCCACCCUUCGCCGUCCAAGACGCUCUCUUACCGCGAGGCCUUCUCAAAGACAGAUACACUGCCGAUAUCAAUCCCUGGGCAGUACGAGCGAGAGCGCAGCCUUCUAUGGUGUUCUACUACCCGCAGAGUGCAACACGUCUCAUGCCGGAGCUCCCUGAGGGACAUGGCAUAGAGGGUAUUCACGCGGGUGAUUUGCCAGCGUUGCCUCCUCCCCCUCCCUGUAUAGGCCUCGGAUGCGUCCGGCGCCUCGGCCCAAAGGAGAAGAAGCCGGGUCUUUUCGCGCCGCGCAUCCCAGUAGUAGUCGUAGAAGUGACCGAAGAAAAGAAGAAUGCCGAGAAGGAGAAAGAACCAAAGGAGAAAAAGGAGAAAGUGUCUAUUUCCCCGCAAAUUAAGUAUAUUCCUCUUUCGAAGGAAUAUAUUCCUUUAUUGGCUUGGCCGGUUCGGCAUCAAUUUCCUGCUGGCUCGAAAUAUACAGACCAUGUCGGAUCGCAAGCACUUCCUCAUCCUUCGCACACUACAGGCUACAGUGACCAGCAUUAUCAUCAUCAAGGCGAGGCGGGGAGCGGGUUCCCAGCACGUCCAGCCAAUCCGUACAUUCCAGCCACAGGACCGUCCGACUCAGGAUCACACGUGCCACAAGGCCCCUCAGAGUACACACAGUCUUGGGGAAGUCAUUCUCAGCUUCCACCAGGUGCAGCUACUCACGGUGCACCAGGUGCUUCCACGUUGUAG
Besnoitia besnoiti is the source of this 1398-nucleotide messenger RNA. RefSeq lists its product as uncharacterized. Lineage: Eukaryota; Apicomplexa; Conoidasida; Eucoccidiorida; Sarcocystidae. Bases 1 to 1398 code for a protein of 465 amino acids. The record is from RefSeq and is a predicted model, not a curated record. The transcript has 6 exons.